Choloepus didactylus (southern two-toed sloth) is the source of this 3253-nucleotide messenger RNA. Its product is annotated as zinc finger protein 470. The record is from RefSeq and is a predicted model, not a curated record. Bases 1023 to 3155 code for a protein of 710 amino acids. The transcript is spliced from 6 exons. Gene Ontology annotation, biological process: regulation of transcription by RNA polymerase II. NCBI's taxonomy places the organism in Eukaryota, Metazoa, Chordata, Mammalia, Pilosa, Megalonychidae. Gene Ontology annotation, molecular function: DNA-binding transcription factor activity, RNA polymerase II-specific; RNA polymerase II cis-regulatory region sequence-specific DNA binding.
CUGUGACAGACACCACAGAUUGGUUGGCUUAAACAGCCUGAAUUUAUGGCUCCAUGGUUUUGGAGGCUGGAAGUCCAGCAGCCGGGAAGCCCAGGCCGGGCCAUCUCUGAAGUCUGGAGGUGCUAGUGGCAGCUCUCCAGGAGCCCAGAGCUCAGCCUUGGCCCCUGUCACAUGGCUUCUGUUUUCUCUACCACUGCGUCCACAAGUCCUCUGCUUCUGAGGACCCAGGUCAUUGGAUCAAGGCCCCACUGAUCUUGGAAGAUGCUGUUUAUGAACGAGUUCACAUCCAUGGGACCGAGGGUUAGGAUCCGAACAUGGCAUGGGGGCACGGUUCCGUCCACAGCAGCACUCCUACACGGUACCCUGCGAGCGUUUCAGAGCCACGGGCGCCCCUGUGAGGCAUUUCUGUACUUUGCAGGGGGUGAUUUUCAGCACACCUGUGGGUAGGGUUGCACACACUGGUUCCUGCUAUGCGAUACCACUGUCGGCACAGCCCAGGAACCCAGAAAUAUCAGUUGCACCACACAAGGCGUGUCCCUUGGUGUUUCCCUGCUGAUGUGAAGCUAAGGUCAGGUCAGGGCCAUCCCUAAUCAUAGCCUUCCGCUGUCUAGUUGUCCCAUUUCAUAUGAGAUGAAAUGAACAUGGGUCCCAAAGGCUUUCUCCUCGAUGUUAUGUGGUACGAGAGCUCAUUUAACGCUCAGAAAACGUUUAAGCCUUUUGCAUAUGGCAGUGACAGCCAAGGUAACCUGGAGGUGUUGUUCUCUCGGACUCUCAUAGCCAAGAGUAUAGAACAGCAACUAGAUAUGGACCUUCUUUUCAGUGAGGCUGGUCUUAAAUGUUCUUUGAUAAUGACUCUUCUUCAUCCUCCACUUGAGACACAGUGACCAAACCCGGGAGUCAGGUGGAAGAGUGGAGCAUUUCGCAUCAGUAGCAUGCUGCCUUGCUUCAUCUGAGGAGAAGCCUCUAGAGGGUUACGUCACAGUAACGUCAGGACAUUUUCAUGUUAUCCCACUUCUCCAGGGAUGCUGACAGGCUCUGUAAGGGGGAUUUGUCCUCCACAUCACCACCCACCUAUUUCAUACUUGCAGGCUGUUCGGGAGACCAAGAAGUUACCUCUGAAGGACUUUUGUAAAGAAAAGUUAUCCCAAGCAGUGAUGAUGGAGAGAUUUAGAAACUGUAGCCUGGAGUGUUCCAUAUUAGGGGGAAAUUGGAACUGUGAUGCUCUGUUUGAGAGGCAGCCGGGCUUGGUGACCGUCAGGGAUGUGGCUGUAGACUUCUCCCAACAGCUAGUCCCAGCUCAGAAGAGUUUCUGUAAGAAUGUGAUGUGGGAGAACCAUAGUCAUCUGGGGUCAGGAGGACAUAGUGUUUCUAAGCCACAUUUGGUGUUCUUUUUUGAACAAGGGAAGGAGCCCUGGAAAAAAGAGCAGACAAGAGACCUGUUCUCAGGCCAGCAAUCUGUACGUGAGACCCAGGAAUUAUUUCCAAAGCAGGACAUAAAUGAUGAAGUGGUAAUGGACAGAAUUUCAGAUAGUAACCUUGAGUGUUCCACUUUCAAAGAAAACUGGGAUUCUGAAGGCCUGUUUGAAAGGAAGCUGGUAGAUCAGGGGAUACAAUUAAGGCAAGAGACUAUCACUCAUAAUAAAAUCCUCUCUAAAGAAAGAGACUGUACAUUUAACAAACCUGGAAGAUGGUUUCAUUUGGACAAUUCAGAAGAGAAAGUUCAUAAUCGUGAUUUACUUAAGAAAAGUUUCCCAAAAAACUCAGUGCUAAUAAAACCUACAAGAAUCUAUGCAGGAAAAAAACUUUUCAAAUGUAAUGAAUGUAAGAAAACUUUUACCCAGAGCUCAUCCCUUACUGUUCAUCAGAGAAUUCAUACUGGAGAGAAACCCUAUAAAUGCAAUGAAUGUGGAAAGGCCUUCAGUGAUGGUUCAUCCUUUGCACGACAUCAGAGAUGUCACACUGGCAAGAAGCCCUAUGAAUGUAUUGAAUGUGGGAAAGCUUUCAUACAGAACACAUCUCUUAUUCGUCACUGGAGAUAUUAUCAUACUGGGGAGAAACCUUUUGAUUGCAUUGACUGUGGAAAAGCCUUCAGUGAUCACAUAGGACUUAGUCAACAUAGGAGAAUUCAUACUGGAGAGAAACCUUACAAAUGUGAUGUGUGUCACAAAUCCUUUAGGUAUGGCUCAUCCCUCACUGUACAUCAAAGAAUUCAUACGGGAGAAAAACCAUAUGAAUGUGAUGUGUGUAGAAAAGCCUUCAGUCAUCAUGCAUCACUCACUCAACAUCAAAGAGUACAUUCUGGAGAAAAGCCUUUUAAAUGUAAAGAAUGUGGUAAAGCUUUUAGGCAGAAUAUACACCUGGCUAGUCAUUUGAGGAUUCAUACAGGAGAGAAACCCUUUGAAUGUGGAGAAUGUGGAAAAUCCUUCAGCAUCAGUUCACAGCUUGCCACUCAUCAGAGAAUUCAUACAGGAGAGAAGCCCUAUGAAUGUAAGCUUUGUAGUAAAGCAUUCACCCAGAAGGCUCAUCUCGCACAGCAUCAGAAAACUCACACAGGGGAGAGACCGUAUGAGUGUAAAGAAUGUGGUAAAGCCUUCAGCCAAACCACACACCUUAUUCAACACCAGAGAGUUCAUACUGGAGAGAAACCCUAUAAAUGUAUCGAAUGUGGGAAGGCUUUUGGUGAUAACUCAUCCUGUACUCAGCAUCAGAGACUUCACACUGGCCAGAGACCUUACGAAUGUAUUGAAUGUGGGAAGGCAUUCAAGACAAAAUCUUCCCUUAUUUGUCAUCGCAGAAGUCAUACUGGAGAGAAACCUUAUGAAUGUAGUGUAUGUAGGAAAGCCUUUAGCCAUCGUCAGUCUCUUAGUGUACAUCAGAGAAUUCAUUCUGGAAAGAAACCAUAUGAAUGUAAGGAAUGUAGAAAAACCUUCAUCCAAAUUGGACACCUUAAUCAACAUAAAAGAGUUCAUACUGGAGAGAGAUCCUAUAACUAUAAGAAAAGCAAAAAGGUUUUCAGGCAGAAUGCACACUUUGCUCAUCAUCAGAGAGUUCAUACUAGGGAGUCACCAAUACACCCCUCUUUACCUUCCUCAUCCAGUCCUGUGGAUCUGUUCCCCAAAUUUCUCUGGAAUCCAUCCUCACUCCCAUCACCAUAGUCUGCAGACCUCAUCAUGGCACCUAGGCUGUUCCAACAGUGUAGACACCAUGUCCCUGCCCUUUUGAUUUGUUUUGUUCCUUACAGGUUUAUUCUUCA